Molecule: messenger RNA, 888 nt
Organism: Symbiodinium pilosum
Lineage: Eukaryota; Dinophyceae; Suessiales; Symbiodiniaceae
Source: the annotation of a GenBank genome assembly
AUGUUGCGCGUAUCAAUGAUGGCUUCUGGGGCAGAGAUAGUGGCGCUGUCCCCUGAAGAAUUUGAGAGGCUCGUGGCAGCAAGGGGAUGCACCACAAGAGCCUUGAAAGAGCAUUUAGAGCUCUUGGUUAGCAAGCCGCGAUUUAGGCAGAAGCUGCUGAAGGAAGGAACGGUCCUGGAGGAUGAUACUGAGCUGAGUGCUUCCAUGCACUUGGAGCUUGUUCUCUUGGCAUAUAGUGCUCCCAGCGCGGAGUGCUUGGAGUCUUUCUCCGCAGCAGUAGCAGUUGACAAUUCACAGGCCGUGGAGGGCUUUCUGCAGAAACCUUUGGACCCGGAUACCUACUUGAAGGCAAGGGGACACCUGGAAAUGACCCGCUGGCUAUUGGAUUGCAAGGCAGAGGUCAUGAAGACGGCGGGGGAUGGAGUUACCGCCAUACAUCUUGCCUCUGUUCACGGGCAUCUGGAAAUUGUAAAGUGCUUGGUUGCAGCUGGCGCUGACAAGAACGCAGUUGCAGACCAAGGGCAGACAGCACUUCUGGCAGCUAGUUCAUUUGGGCAUGUCGAGCUGGCGCGCUGGCUGCUCAAUACAGGGGCCAAUGCUGCUUGCACCGCUGGAGAAGAGGGUGCAACACCGCUACACCUGGCAUGCUUGGCGGGGCGGACGCAGAUCAUACGGCUUCUCUGUGAGGUCGAUGGCAUGGUAAAUAGCACUGCUGAGCAAGGCGUGACGCCCCUACACCUUGCUAGCGGCAGCGGUAACGUCGACAUGGUGCGUGCGCUGAUGGAGUGCAGGGCGGACGUAAACAAGCUGGCGCAGCCGGGUGGAACUGCCCUCAUGAUCGCUAAAGAGGCCGCCUGGACCCUUCUCUUACCCUCUGUUAGGGCCUAA